AUGAACCUACACCUAUUCUCAGAAGGGAUGAAUAGCAUCGCAUAUGACGCCUCUCUGACUAGACAUCGUCUGAGAGGCACAAGCAAGGUUGCCUCAAACGCCUCUGACGGUUGCCUUAUGGUCACCCGUAUUUUGCAAGACUCCGGAUUGACUUACAAGAAAGUCGUUGUUCGACUAUCGAAUGGAUCUAGCGUGAGGACUCGUGAGCACCGCCAUAUUGCUCAAGAGAGGAUCAUCAAUGGCACCGAUGGCCGCUUGCCCGCCCGACGAGAGUUUGAGGACGCUAUAGGAUUCGUCGUCAGGCCAUUGUUCAACGAAGGGAAUAUCCUGGAAUACCUAAGCGCACGCCCCCAACAAUCUACUGUGAAGCUGAGACUCAUUGCUGAGGUUUCCAGUGCUCUCGGCUACCUUCAUUCGCAGGGUAUCGUCCACGGAAAUGUCUGCCCAACGAAUAUUUUGAUUGGAGACGAUGGCCAUGCUAUGUUAACGGACAUUGGGAUUCAUACUGCAGUUAUUGACUUCAUCUGUGUACCAUUUGGUCGUAUACCAGUUGCGCCCACGACGCGAUACAAGUCGCCUGGGGAGGUGUGCUGCUCGGAUGAUGUGCCACCUCGAAAUGCAGCCAACGACGUCUACAGCUUUGCGAGUUCAACGUAUGAGUUUAAUGACCUCAGGUUUGAGAAGAUCAUGUCUGGCCAGACUCCAUUCGACGGCAUGCGGCUCUAUAACAUCGUUGUUGCGGUCGCUCGCAAUGGCCACUUGCGCUUGCCUCAACCUGGAGGCAUCACGGAUGGCCUGUGGCAAUUGCUUCAGGCUUGCUGGUCGAUUGACCCAGUGCAUCGACCCAACAUCGAAGACGUCGAAAGGCGUCUAGGUGCAUUGCUCACUGAAGACGUUUGA
This is a messenger RNA of Laccaria bicolor S238N-H82, 900 nucleotides long. RefSeq lists its product as uncharacterized. The coding region runs from base 1 to 900 and encodes 299 amino acids. The record is from RefSeq and is a predicted model, not a curated record. Gene Ontology annotation, molecular function: ATP binding; protein kinase activity. The transcript is spliced from 6 exons. Lineage: Eukaryota; Fungi; Basidiomycota; Agaricomycetes; Agaricales; Hydnangiaceae. Gene Ontology annotation, biological process: protein phosphorylation.